AUGCAGUACUACAAAAACACGAUAGGUAUAUUAAAUCGAGCUCUCUACCCAGACAUGGACGAAAAAGGACCAUACGCCUACGAUGAAACACUCCUGAACACGCAUUUGAACUUCACUGCUGAUGGCGAACAAAUGCAGUUCGCCCGGGCGACCCGCUAUGUCUUCAAUCCAUCCAAAUCUUGUCCAACGUGCGAUCCAAAAAAGGACACCGUAACUGUUCCCGAUAUAAGCUUCUUCAUAGGUAUGGCACAGAUCGACGCAUUUGUUGAGCAGAUUCUUGGAAACGAUGAUCUGAAGAGCUUUUGCCAGUUAAUUCUGAAGGACAAGUGCCCAAUGUUGGCCGAAAUGUUGGAAAGAGAAAUUGGCAGUUUUAUGGAGCUUUUCAAGACUAGGCCAUUCGUGACCGUUACUGUCGAUGAGCUCAUUUUCUCGGGUUACGUCUCCCCACUAGUCACCAAGUUCGCCAACCGCCUCAUCCAGAUAUCUAACAAACUGCUUGGAACCAAUAUUGCACUCAAUCGAUGGAACAAAUUCACCCCUGCUAAUGGAACAACGGAUACGCUGUAUACGGUGCAAACCGGGAAGACUGACUACUCUCGAGCUGGAUACACCAUUUCUUUUACAAGUUUGGCGAAUCAAUCUCUUCCGAGCAACGGAGACAAGCUGCCUUCUCAAUGGUGGCCUGGCGCAGAACACAAAAUCAUGCAAUGGGGGGGCCACGGCCUGUAUUGCUGCGAAGGAAGCCAAUCAGCGACACUUCAAUACGAAAAAGAAGGUGACAGUGCAAGGAAUUACGGGAUAUCGAUACUUGUUACCAUCAGAAGGAGUUUGACUAUUCGGUGUCGGACAAUUGUGGUUUCUGUAACCCUAACACCCUCAGCAAGUCCGGUGAUCGUUUCCAAACCCCAUUUCUACCAAGCCUCCACUAUCGUACGGUCGUUUGUUCCGCGAUUCAAGCCAUCUUAUGAUGACGAUGAAACGACGCUUGACAUUGAGCCGAUUACUGGCACCGUUCUGGCAGCCAACAAGCGACUUCAAAUCAAUAUGCUUCUUAAUCAAUUCAGGACAAUUGGGUAA
Molecule: messenger RNA, 1077 nt
Organism: Ostertagia ostertagi
Lineage: Eukaryota; Metazoa; Nematoda; Chromadorea; Rhabditida; Trichostrongylidae
Source: the annotation of a GenBank genome assembly